Molecule: messenger RNA, 2956 nt
Organism: Salvia hispanica
Lineage: Eukaryota; Viridiplantae; Streptophyta; Magnoliopsida; Lamiales; Lamiaceae
Product: receptor-like protein 33
Molecular function (GO): protein binding
Source: RefSeq, a predicted model, not a curated record
AAAAAAAUCAAUAUCUAGUUUCACAAUGCUUUCAAACUUGUUGUUCUUCAUUUGUAUACUAAUUUCAUCCUUCAUUUUCACUUCUCAUUCUUAUAAUAACAAAUGCCUUCGCCAUCAGGAAACCUUGUUGAUUCAACUCCGGGAUGAGUUGAUCUUCAAUUCUUCUCGUUCGACAAAACUGGUGCGUUGGAAUGAAAGUGGCGAGUGCUGCAAGUGGCACGGUGUGGAAUGUGAUGCUUCUGGCUACGUCGUUAGUUUGCAGCUCGAUAAUGAGACCAUUUAUGGUGGAAUUGGUGAUUCGUCAAGUCUCUUCAGAUUUAAAUAUCUGCAGAAGCUUAACCUCGCCUACAAUCACUUCUUCAGUGAUGCCAUUCCAAAAGGUAUUGGCAAUUUCACUUGUUUGACACAUUUGAAUUUGUCACAUGCUGGUUUUGUUGGGCAGGUUCCUUCUGAAAUUUCGACCUUAACGAGAUUGGCUAGUCUCGAUAUCUCCAAAUACUAUCAAGAAAAUUUUAUUCUUGAGCUCCCGAAUUUGGAGAUGCUUGUCCACAAUCUAACAGAGCUUAGAGAGCUCUAUCUUGAUUAUGUCAAUAUUACCUCCUUUCAUGAAAGGAAAAGAUGGAGCCAUAUUGUUUCAUCAUAUUUACCCAACCUCACCGCUUUGAGCUUGCGCCGUUGUUCCAUUUCCGGCCCUUUAGCAAGGUUGUUUUGGAAACUCCAUUCCCUCUCGAUUCUUCGACUGGAUGGUGCGAAUCUUUCAACAGUAGCGGUGGCUGACUUGUUCUCCAAUUUUCCAUUUCUGACCACCUUGACUCUUCGUGACUGCAGUUUGAAGGGUUCUAUAUCAUCCACCUUUGCUAACCUAACUGAGCUGAUUCAUGUGAAUUUGGAAUCUAACUUCUUGACAGGCUCACUCUCUUCUAUGUUGUUCAAACGUCUUUCCAAUCUCGUUCAUCUAGAUCUGAGUUUCAAUUCAUUCUCUGGUAACAUCCCCCAUUCUCUUUUUGCUCUCCCAUCAUUGUUGGAACUUUAUCUUAGUCACAACCAAUUCAAUGGCACUUUUCAACUCGACAGCUUUCAAAGCCUUCCCAAUCUCACAUUGCUUUAUCUAUCCGGCAAUAGCUUGUCAGUAGAUGUAGGCAACGUCAAUUCGAGUCUCAAAUUAAAAGAAUUAGGCCUAGGUUCUUGUAACUUGUCCAAUUUUCCUGAUUUCAUAAAACAUUUGGAUCUAAAGUAUUUGGAUCUCUCGGCCAAUAGGAUUGCAGGGGAGAUUCCUAGUUGGGUUUGGGGAACACAACUUUGGCUUUUGAAACUCUCAUUUAAUCUUCUAACAGAUUUUCAAAAGCCUUACCAUAUUCCUGUUUCUCUUGAGUACCUAUACUUGGACUCUAACCAGCUCAGGGGUGAGUUACAGCUGCCCAUUCCACUUGAAUCUCAUCUCAUGAUCUUGUCUCUUGAUAAUAAUAGUUUUAGUGGAUCAAUUCCAACAUCCCUUUGCAAAACCACACACAUCAUUUUUCUUUCUUUGUCUAAAAAUAAAUUAAGUGGCAGCACACCCCCUUGCCUACUUAAAUACAUUCAGUGGCUUGAUCUGAAUCAAAACAACAUCAAUGGCAGCAUUCCAGAUAUUUUUUCUCUGAAUUGUAACCUACAAUAUUUGGUGCUUAACAAUAAUAAUUUAGAAGGGAAGAUCCCAAAAUCUCUCAAAAGUUGCAUGUCGUUGGAGGUCAUGGAUGUCGGGAACAACAAAAUCAACGAUACGUUCCCGUGCAUGCUAUCAUCCUCAUUGAGAAUUCUUAUUUUGCACUCCAACAAAUUCCAUGGUGAAGUGACAUGUAACAUGACCUCAUGGACAGCGCUUCAAAUUCUAGAUGUAUCUUCAAAUAAUUUCAGUGGACGUAUGGAAUCAAUAAACUUCUCUAAUUGGAGGGGAAUGAUGCAAUGGAGUUAUGCUCAACCGUACGAAGUUGAAGUGACAUUAAUCAUGAAAGGCAUAGAGUUAGAACUUGAGGAGAUUUGGCCAUACUUUGGAAGUAUUGAUUUUUCUUGCAAUAAUUUCAUUGGAGAGAUACCAAACGCAAUUGGAGAUCUUACCUCUCUUUAUCAUCUCAACUUGUCUCACAAUGCCCUCAAUGGAAAUAUCCCUCAGUCAUUUGGCAACUUGAGUAUGCUCGAAUCACUUGACCUCUCUCGAAACCAGCUAACAGGGCCAAUACCGACGGGGUUUGGAGAAUUCACAUUCCUUGAAGUCUUGAACCUGUCAUAUAAUAAGCUGGUCGGGGUGAUCCCAAAAGGCCGUCAAAUUCAGACAUUUUCAGCUGCACCCUUUGUAGGAAAUCCCGGCCUAUGUGGUUUCCCUCUCAACACAAACUGCAGUCAUACUAAUGAGCUAUCACCGCGAGAACAUGAAGAUGUGGAAGAGAAGAGGGAGAUUGAGUGGGAAUGCGUAUCUGCUGCACUCGGAUACGUUGUGGGAUUCGGAAGCAUUUUAUGGCUACUUCUAUUCUGCCGAAGCUUCAGACAAAAAUACUUUGGAAAAAUAGAAGAAGUUGUUGAAGACAUAUUCAUUGCCAGAGACAUGAGAAGAAGGCGAGCAAGAAUGGCUUCCAGGAACCGAGCCAGGAGACACUAGUGUUGAACCAAUUGCGGAGAAGGGCAGCAACCAGCCGGAGAAGAAGAGCGCCACGAGGAAGAGGUGAUAGCGGAGCAGGAUGAUCCAGUUGCUCUUGUUUCUUUAGUCUUUUGUUUUAUUAUAUUGUGUUUUUUGUUUUAUUUAAAAUUGGGUCGGGCUUAAAGCCCCGUUCGGGUUUUUUUUGCGGUUCUUUCCCGAACAGACUAGGAGGUCGAACCGUAUAGAUUAGGCUUAUUAUUCCAUAAGAAAUAUAAUAUCAAUAUACUCGCUCCGUUUCUUCAUAGUUGAGGCGGAACUUUUCGGCACGGAGUUAUAGAAAUGAAU